Molecule: messenger RNA, 672 nt
Organism: Hibiscus syriacus
Lineage: Eukaryota; Viridiplantae; Streptophyta; Magnoliopsida; Malvales; Malvaceae
Product: ankyrin repeat-containing protein BDA1-like
Exons: 4
Coding region: 1-672 (223 amino acids)
Molecular function (GO): protein binding
Source: RefSeq, a predicted model, not a curated record
AUGCUUAAGACUAACAUAGGAAGGAAGAGUAAGACUCCUUUGCACUAUGUAAGUAAAGUUGCAAACCAGGACUUCUUUCUGGAUAGGUUUCUAGAGGCUUGCCCUGAUAGUAUCCUGGAUGUUACAACUCAAAAUAGCACUGCUUUGCAUAUAGCCGUGGAAAACAGAAGGCUAGAUGUUCUCCAAGUCCUACUUAGGACACUUAUGAAGACAGCCUAUCAUCGAGAAGUGGUGAAUCGAAAGGAUGAAAAUGGCAACACAGCACUGCACAUAGCAGCUAGCAGCAAUGAGGCCCAGAUGCUUAAACUACUAUUAAACUGCAAGGCUGAUAAGCAUGCCACUGAUCAAGCUGGUUUGACGGCACUGGGUGUUUCCCAUCAACAUGGUUACACAGAAAGCAUUACUGGUUUGCGUGGUUGCUUUAUUCAAGUUGUUUCAAAGUUUAUACCUAAGUUGGAGAAACAAACCGCCAGUUAUGUCACCAAAGCAUCGUCACUGAUUUUCCGUGAUAUGGAUAAUAUAUCAGGCGAGAACCGUAAUGCAUUACUGGACAGCACUUCAAGUGCUACUUGCGUUUCUUGCAGUAUGCUUUCACCAAUCAAUAUCUUUCAUUGUCCCAACCUCUUCAGCAUCAAUAAUUCUCUCUCCUCUCGGGGAUCGUUUUCAUCUUAA